AUGAGAAUAAAUUUUAUUAGAGAGAAAGAGAAUAAUAAAAUAUUUAAAGAAUUAGUACAUGUGAACUCUAGAAAGUUGUUUGAUGACUAUAUGAGUAUGAUUCCACGUGAUCAUAGUAAAGGUCUAGAAUUUAAGGUUGUCAUCAAUGAAUUUAUCGCUCCAAAGAAGAUGACGGUGCUACUGCGUCUGUUGUAUGUCAACAAUCGUCUUCGAUCGGACUUUCAACAUGAAGACACCUACCUAGCGGUACUUGACGGUCUGUUUUUAUUGGAUGCGCUCUCCAAGCAAUUUUCUCUCCAGGUCAACGCAAAGAAAGUUCCACUCUAUCCAAUCGAUAUCAACGAGGAAAUCAAUGAGAAUGUUGCACCGACUUCAGCACUAGAAUGCAUACUCAAAAUUAGAUUGGUUCAUUUCAAAUUAGCAAUUUCAUUAGCGAUGAAUUAUAAGAAUGCACCGAUUUCUAUUAUUCUGAAAUUGUUUUCAAUUGCUGCCAAUAAAUAUUCUACCUAUGGACUAAGAAGAGCGAUCCCCUUUUUAAUUCGUGAGUUUUCAUAUUGUCCUGAGAAUUGCUAUACUAUUAUCAAUGGAGGCGGCUUGUUGGUAUUGAAAUACUAUGAUGCACUUCGCUAUGAACAUGGAUAUUUCGAAAGACAGAUGGUCAACUCCCUCUUGGCACAAAUUAAACGAAACUCACCAAAGUUGCAACUAGACAAACUGACACCAGAGUAUCGAUCUCUAUUUCAAUCGGAAGCAAAGAGUCAUACCGUCAGAACAUUUGCAAGAAAUGCACUAGCAAUAUCAUCUUCUUUUCUCUUUACUUUUUAUUAUACAAAUAAUUUCAUUACAUCAACAGUAUCAGCUAUUUUGAUUCCUUUGUCAAAUCAAAAAAUUGAUGCUUUUAAUAUAAGAAGAUCGAUUGUAGCAUUAUUGUCAAACUUUGCCUCUGCAAGAUUCAUUCCAUUAUGGGAAAUCAACAAGGUUGUAUCAUAUGCAGCUACCUGGCUAGAGACCAUCGUUAGUUCACUUGAUCUUAUGUCUCACAACAUCUAUACUGAGAAACAACUCGACGAAUCAGUACCUUCAAUCGAAUCAAUAGAAAGAGGAUCACUAGCUUCAGAAAUAAAAAACAACAACCCACAAUCACCUGACUUAGCUAAUUUAAUAAUUAAAUAA
Heterostelium album PN500 is the source of this 1173-nucleotide messenger RNA. RefSeq lists its product as uncharacterized. The transcript is spliced from 4 exons. The record is from RefSeq and is a predicted model, not a curated record. Lineage: Eukaryota; Evosea; Eumycetozoa; Acytosteliales; Acytosteliaceae. The coding region runs from base 1 to 1173 and encodes 390 amino acids.